UCAACCAUAAAGUGACUUAGCGAGGAAACCAAAAACAAAUUCAAAGUUUCUAGAAAGCAAUAAAUUAAAAAAAAAAAACAAAAAACAUUUUUUGAGUGAAAAUUUUCAAAAAAACUACAGAAGAUAGUGAAAAUCAUUCAGUUACUUUUAAGAUAAAGACUUUGAAAGUUAAAAAAAAUCUAAAACAAUGCAACACCAAAGUGCCAACAACAACAACAACAAACGCCUGUUUAUGCUGCGUUACGCCUGCAGCUUUGCCUGCUUACUCUCACUGCUACUGCUGCUCACCAGCUACGCACCAACAGUGGAGGCGCGUCCCAUGGACUUGUACGACGAUGUCGGCGAUUUCUUCGAUGCCGUCUCACUGGACGAUGUGCCCGUCUCRGGGCGCACAGCACCGGAAACCUUCUGCCGCAUGCCGAUACGCAAGGGCGUCUGCCGUGCGCUCAUACCGCGCUUCAGCUACGAUCCCAGCCGCAAAACUUGUGUGGAGUUCAAAUUCGGCGGCUGCGACGGCAACGAGAACAACUUCUCCAGCUAUGAGGCGUGCAUGGCCACGUGUGAGGGCAUGUAAAUCUGUGUGUGUUUGUGUAUAUAAACGCCGCUUAAGUGUAGAAAUGUUCCUCAUACGCCCUGAAAUUGCCAAUUGCAGGCUCCAAGCAUCACAUCCCAACGCAUCAUCAUUUUUAAUAACGGUUAUUUGUAUAUUUGACCAGCUCAAGCAAUAAGUUUAUGGCGCUUCCAUUAAACGUGUUCAUGGCAUUUAUUUACAUACUUUUAGUUGUUAGUGUAUUUUAUUUUUGUAAUUUUAUGUAUACAAACGCAACUUCAAUGCA
Messenger RNA from Bactrocera latifrons, 836 nucleotides. RefSeq names its product protease inhibitor 2. The record is from RefSeq and is a predicted model, not a curated record. The transcript has a single exon. Gene Ontology annotation, molecular function: serine-type endopeptidase inhibitor activity. The coding region runs from base 188 to 574 and encodes 128 amino acids. Lineage: Eukaryota; Metazoa; Arthropoda; Insecta; Diptera; Tephritidae.